AUGGUUCCCCUGAAGUCAAACCAGACUGAAAUGGAGAUGGCAGCUGAGGGUGGAGAUGCUUCUCGUCUUCCAGUGAUCAGAAGACCCAAGGAAGAAGAAGCAUAUGACAGUGAGAGUGAGACAGACAUGGAUGAGGAAGGCAGAGGAGUACGAAUCCCUCUGCAUCGCUGGGUAAUGCACGGGACAGUGAUGUUUGGACGUGAGUUUUGCUAUGCCAUGGAAACUGCCCUGGUAACACCAGUUCUGCUGCAAAUAGGUCUUCCUGAAAAGUAUUACAGUUUAACCUGGUUUCUCAGUCCUAUCCUGGGUCUCCUCUUCACACCUCUGAUUGGCACAGCCAGUGACCGCUGUAGUCUGCGAUGGGGCAGGAGAAGACCGUUCAUUCUGGGUCUUUGUGUAGGUGUACUGCUGGGAGUGGCACUGUUUUUAAAUGGUUCAUUAAUAGGCCUUUCCGUUGGCGACACUCCCAAUAAGCAUACUAUCGGCAUCGUUCUUACUGUGCUGGGCGUGGUGGUGCUGGACUUCUGCGCUGAUGCCUCAGAGGGACCAAUCAGAGCUUAUCUGCUGGAUGUUGCAGACACAGAUGAGCAAGAUAUGGCGCUGAACAUUCAUGCAUUCUCUGCUGGGCUUGGUGGAGCAGUAGGAUACAUGCUUGGAGGUCUAGACUGGACUGGCACAGCUCUGGGCCAAGCAUUUAAAUCACAGGAGCAGGUUCUCUUCGUGUUUGCAGCCAUCGUCUUUAUUAUCUCUGUCACACUGCACAUGUUCAGUAUCCCUGAGCAGCCCUUCAGUCCAUCAAACCAGGUUAAAGACACAGAAAAUGGGGAUUCUACUGGCCAGGUAUCUUUGAAGCCAGCUGGCCGCACACUGGAUGUAAUUACAGAAGAGGAUGCUUCUGCUCAAGCUCGAUCCAGAGACGACCCUGAAUCAGAUCCUAAGGAAGGGGAAAUUGACUUUCUUGCUGUGGAGCGAGUAAGGAGUAAAAGUGAUUCAGUCUUAGCCAUGCCAGAUGCUACAAUUGAGUUAGAUGCAGACCUUGACCCAGACACACAAAAUUUCUUGCCAGAGACACACUUUCAACCUGAAAUGCAAGAAGACCUUGAAGAUGUUUUCAAACUAGCAGAUUCCAGUGCUGAAGCCCCACCUUCUGUCGGACCACAACCCCCUCCUGAUGGGAUAGCCGACGUGACGCCUAUAAGUUCAGUUUUAUCUGAACUUAAAGAUCCAGCAAAUGGUCAUCCGUCCUUCCAGCAGACCAGCUGGGGCUCAGAGGAUUCCCAGUUGAAACAGGCCAAACCUGCCAAUGGUUCUGAGUUGCCCAGUGUUAUGAAAACCCAUGGCACCAAGCUGGGAAACCAUACAUCCAGUACACGGCUAGGCAGACCCACCUACUACAGACAACCCUCAUUUACUUUUUCAUAUUAUGGUCGAGUUGGAGCACAACGGCAUCGAAUGCGACACACAGGACAUUUCAGCACUCAGCCAAUCACUACGUCCCAAAGUUUGAAUGAUUUAAGCAUCAUCCAGCGGCAUACAGACAGACGACGGUUGCAGCUUUCAGCCAGCAGUCUGUCAUCCGAGGGCUCCAGCAGUGAGGGAGGAACAGACAAGGGUGGGAGUGUACGGCUGCUGUGGUUGUCCAUGUUGAAGAUGCCCAGUCAGCUCUGGAGAUUAUGCGUGUGUCACCUGCUCACAUGGUUCUCCAUUAUAGCUGAAUCUGUGUUUUAUACAGAUUUCAUGGGGCAGGUUAUUUUUCAAGGAGACCCCAAGGCACCAGCCAAUUCCACAGAGCUACAAAAUUAUCACAAAGGAGUACAGAUGGGCUGCUGGGGACUGGUGAUUUAUGCUGCUACUGCUGCUGUCUGCUCUGCCAUCCUUCAGAAGUAUCUGGAUCAUUUUGAUCUCAGCAUUAGGGUCAUCUACAUUCUUGGAACUCUGGGAUUCUCAGUUGGUACUGCAGUCAUGGCAAUCAUCCCUAAUGUUUAUGUUGCAAUGGUGAUGAUCAGUACCAUGGGCAUCAUCUCCAUGAGUAUCUCCUACUGUCCCUAUGCUUUACUUGGCCAGUACCAUGAAAUCAAAGAGUACAUUAACCACAGCCCAGAAAACACUCGAAGAGGUUUUGGGAUUGAUUGCGCUAUUUUAACCUGCCAGGUUUACAUCAGCCAGAUUUUGGUUGCAUCAGCACUUGGAUCUGUGGUAGAGGCAGUUGGCAGUGUGCGUGUCAUUCCCAUUGUGGCCUCUGGGGGUUCUUUCCUUGGCUUUCUUGCAGCUUGUUUCCUUCUCAUUUAUCCUGAUUUGGAGCCCAGCAGCUCAGAGCAGGACGAGGAUUCGGUGGGUUUUCCUGGAGUAGAAGACCAGAAUGCAGAAAAUACCAGUGAGCAGACUCAGGCUCUGCUGAAACUCACAAACACAGAUACAGAAACGGAGAGUUUGAAUAACAUGGAGAACCACUCUUCUACCUGA
Molecule: messenger RNA, 2463 nt
Organism: Pelmatolapia mariae (spotted tilapia)
Lineage: Eukaryota; Metazoa; Chordata; Actinopteri; Cichliformes; Cichlidae
Product: solute carrier family 45 member 4
Exons: 12
Coding region: 1-2463 (820 amino acids)
Biological process (GO): transmembrane transport
Cellular component (GO): membrane
Molecular function (GO): sucrose:proton symporter activity
Source: RefSeq, a predicted model, not a curated record